CUUAAAUUUUGAAAUAUGAUUAAUUCUACUCAAAAUUUUAUAAUGCGCUGUUUCAGAAAAUGGCCGUUCAAAUCAACUAAUCUAUAUCAAAAUAAACCAUGACCAAUCUUGAUUCUAUCAGUUCUGAAGUGCCCGAUUCUAGGGUUAUUGAGACCGUAUUGCAUGUUUUCAGAUUUGGGAGGCUUAUCCUUGGGUUUUUGAGACUUUUCGAACCUAUUUCAAGUUUUCAACUUGAUCUGGAAUUCCGAAUUGAAAUGGAGUCUGCGGCUUGGGAAGAAGUAGAAGAAGAGUGGGAGCUGUGCAAUGACGGCGAUUUCGUUUACAAGAGGAAGAAGAGAAGGCAAGACUUGAGCGCCGCUGCUGCUGCUGCCGCUGCCGCUGCCGCUGCCGCAACACCGACAUCGGAUCCGGAGGCAGAGCAGAGGCAGCUUAGGGAGCGGAGGAAGAGGGUGCUACUAAAGUUGAAGGAUCAGUACCAGAGUGAGAUCGAUCAAUGGCAACGUAUGUCCAACAAGCUUCAGGCCAUGGAUAAUCGGGCCCAGCCCCAAUCAUCUCCUUCUCCUUCAUCGUCGUCCUCCAUGGAGUCCGUUAAGCCACCGUUCCCAGAGUUGGAUUCCACUUGCCGCCAAUUAAUCGACGACCUAGUCUCAAAGGCGGAAGCGCAGGAAGCCAUUCUUCAGGAUCUUUCAAACCUUUGUGAGACGGUGGAAACCUUGUGUAACGCGCAAGAGGAACACCUAAAGCAGCCCUUCAUCGACCUCCCAGUGUGGGCCACCCCUGGUGCCCUCAAGACUUCUCUCUCUGAUGACUGAUUUUGCCUUUGUUUCUUCUUCUUCUUCUUUUGCCGCCUUCUUCUUCUUCUUCUAGUGAAGAAAGCUCAAAAUGAUUUCUGUACUGAUAUGGUUUCGUUAAUCAGGUUAUCUAGUUUUUGUAAA
This is a messenger RNA of Macadamia integrifolia, 935 nucleotides long. RefSeq lists its product as uncharacterized. The transcript is spliced from 2 exons. The record is from RefSeq and is a predicted model, not a curated record. NCBI's taxonomy places the organism in Eukaryota, Viridiplantae, Streptophyta, Magnoliopsida, Proteales, Proteaceae. Bases 99 to 812 code for a protein of 237 amino acids.